Bombus pyrosoma is the source of this 2497-nucleotide messenger RNA. RefSeq lists its product as uncharacterized. The transcript is spliced from 2 exons. The record is from RefSeq and is a predicted model, not a curated record. Lineage: Eukaryota; Metazoa; Arthropoda; Insecta; Hymenoptera; Apidae. The coding region runs from base 584 to 1456 and encodes 290 amino acids.
UUAUAUUCUGAAAAUUAUGAAUUUGCAUAAAUAUCCACGGUCUAAUCAUCAGAAUAUCUGGAAUGUGGCUCUGGUAAUUCUUUCGUGCGAAACAUGGCUAUGAAUUCCUAUACACGUAAUUCUUACGUUCUAAGUAGUUCGGCAGUUGUACAACGGUUCUCUACCCUCGAUAUUCGCGUAAAUCAUGCUUCAAUACUGAAUUGGUAUUAUCGUCGAUCGUUCUUUGCUGAAAAUAUCGCUGAAUAUUGCCGUCCACUGCUUUUAAUCCGAAAUUUGAAACUUGCUAACGUCUGACGUUGCAAACCGACCGUUAACCCAUAUCUGAAUAUGUUCGAAACUGGUACGACCGUACACAAUUCGAUUGGUUAGAGAACCUAAGUACUUUUGAUGUUUACAAAGUAUGGAGUAACAUGGCCGCCAGUUCUCGACGCGUACGGAACCAGUUUCAGUAUGAAACCGGUUUGGAACUAGUUUCCAUUGGUUUUUCGGCCCCCUGCAAGACCGUGCCACGACCGAGAUUGGCACUCGUGUCGGACUUCUUUCAGAGAUUAGAACGGAGGUUACGUUACGAGAGUGUGCUAAUAUGGCCGAUAUUACAGAACAGAAAGGGGAAAACUUCGAUGAACAAAUGGAAAUCAAAGUGGAACCGACGCUGCAAGGGUAUGUUGAAGAGGAACACGAAAACGAUUUUCCCAGUUCUGACAGUAACAACGUAAUUCCUUCUAGUGCUGAUGUCGGUGCUUUAAAUUUAUGGACCAGUAAGGCCACCGCGUGUCUUAUUAGCCAGUAUAAGAAAUAUCAUUCGAAGGUAGGACAGUCGACUCAGAUUCGAAGUUUACGUGAAAUGUUCGAGAUGAUCUCUCUCGAGAUGCAAAAGCAUGGCUUUUACUUUAGUCCGCAAAAGUGCGAGAACAAAUGGCGUGUUCUCGAACGAAAGUACAAGAAUCUUGUGUUUCGAGAGCUUUUAAAAAAACCCGGUAGAAUGAGACAUUACGGACAAUGGGAACACAAAAGGGCGUUGGAUGAAAUUUUUAAAGAAAAGAAGAAACACAUGUAUUUGGAGGAAAGUGAUUUUCCGCCGCCAUCCGGUUCCGCGAGAUAUAUGUUUAUCUUACCAAAAUCUAUAAACGAGGAACAGAGCAAUAUUAGCGCCGUCAAUCAGCAACAGGAGGACCCUCUUGCGGCGCCGUCCUCGAACUCUUCUACAAACAACAAGAGCGAAGCGAUGGAUCAGAAGGAAACCCCAACGACGCUUUUCGACAAAUUUCUCAACGAGAUGGCAAAACAUUUCGCGAUUGCGGAAAAAAAUAGAGAGAGGAGGCAUAAAGAAGAAAUGGCGAUGCGGCAAAGCGAGUUGGAAGUUCAAAAAAGACUAUUAAAAUUAAAAGAACAGAAAAUGGAGUUACAGAAAUGUCAAAUCAUCGCUGCUGCGCAGCAUUUACAUUUGAACAUGUAACGAAAACACUUGAAAACGUUGAACGAAACGAACCUUCUAAAAAGUCAAAUUUAAGAACGAGUGAUUCUAAAUUUAAGUUCAAUAUAGAUUUUUGUUAUAUCGUUUUUAUAUAGGAUAUUUUGUACGAAUAGAUCUACCAGAAUAAUAUAAAAACGACUUAAUUAUUACAAUAUGUAUACAUAUUUACGUCUACUUUUUAGUGUAUGUACACUGUACACUUUCGUCAAUGUGUUAGAUCGUGAUUGCUCACUAGUUGCGCGAAACAACCUUCAGGUGGUAGCACCUACCAUCUUGCCAGUUCUAUAGCUGUAUAUCAUUAGGUAAUCGAUGUACGCGAGUUCUGUUUUUUCGACUGUCGAACCGUACAAAUCUGGUUGUUCACGUGUUGUUAGCGUUUUUCCGUUUCAAGUUUUCAAAACGAUCGACUAAACGAAUUGUAAAUUGUUAAUCAAGGAUAAUAGAUCAAAAGGCCGACACGCUGUCCUACAAAGUUGUAAUACGAUGAAAAGAGUUUAAAAAUUGUUCUGUUUGUAGAAAUCCCGUACAAGCGAGUUUAUAGAAGAAGUGCAUGUAUCUCAUACGCUAUACAUACGUAUAUGUACUCGUGCAUCAUGUUACAUGGCGCAAAGAUGUGUUGGAGUUUGGUUUUAUUGUUAAAAGUUACAGGGCGGUUGUUCCUGUUCGACGUUAAGGAUUACUAUCGUUAUGUAUGCUGCCUCGUGCUCCUAAUGACUCAAUUUAUUAAGCGGCGGUUCAAAAGAUUGCCUCCCUAGGCUUCGUCGCAUUGAUAUUGCACCUUCAAAGGAUCAUGCAACGCGUAGGGCUCGACAGAGAUUUAUAGCGGUUAAAUGCAAUUUCAUUAUUCUAUCUUAUCGGAUUAACACAGAUCAAGUCCUGCACUUUCAUUUUAUUUAUGGAUGUUCCGUGCAAAUGUGGAUCAUAAAUUAUAUCAACUCUCAACGGAAAUAUAAUGAUAAUACGACAGAGACGAAAUUGUUUUGUGACAUUACGCAUCGUGAAUUAUAUUUGAAACAAACAGAA